CCCUUGGGACUCCGACCAUCCUGGACAUUUUCCUUCCACUUCUCGCUCUUCCUCGCACUCACAGCUUUAGCUCUCGCAUUUGGAGGGACGAUGACUUUCUACGAUGACAUUUACCCAUUCUACCCACUACAAAGGACCCCGUUCAUCUUCAGCACCAGUCUGCUUACUGUCAUCUUGGUGUUCCUGGUGCUCACUGUCGGCUUCCUCCUCAUUGUGCCAGGAAUACGUGGCAAAUCGCGGAUUCUCUGGACAUUCAGGAUACUCAUUAGCUUAUUUAUUGGAGCUGUUAUAGUUGCUCUGAACUUCACUAGUGAUUGGGCUGAGGCAAGUUUGAGGGCGAACACCACAUACAAAUCCUUCAGUAAUGUUAUGGUGAACGCCGAGGUGGGGCUGCAUGUCGGCCUGUAUGGAAUUAACAUCACACUCAGAGGAGAUCCUGUGGUACAGUUCAACGAGACCAUAGACUACAAUGAAAUGUUCGUAUGGACCAGCAGCGUAGAUGAGGAGUAUGAGAAUGCUUUGAAUAAAGGUCUUCCCAACCCCAUACUGUACAUUGCUGAGAAGUUCACCCUUAAUAGCCCCUGUGGCCUCAUCUACCAGUACCGGUACUCAGGAAGAUACGCCUCAGCCACCCUCUGGACGGCUUUUUGCUGCUGGCUGUUGGCCAACAUCCUCUUCUCAAUGCCCGUCAUCCUCUAUGCUGGCUGCAUGAUGGCUACCACGGCAGCUUUUAUCUUCUUCUCCUUGGCCUCCUUCUCUACGAUAUACAACCUUCCACAGUGCACCUUCACUAUAGGAACAGAAUCCUUUGAGACAGAUUUCAGUGCUUCAUUUUGGCUCGCUUUAGCUACUGGUUUAUUGUGUGCACUGAUUGGCAUAGUAGUGAUAGUACUAGACUGGCUGUUCCCAGAAAAGAUGAGGGAAGCAUUCAGUGUCGGCGUGGACAGCGAUGAUGAUGAUGAUGUUUACUCUGAAAAGGGCUACCUCAAUGCUGGCUUCCUUGAAGGAGUGAGUUUGGAUGGUGUUAUUGUGAAAGGAACAGGCAAAGAACCACAGCAGAUCUCCACCUUAACCGUAAGGUUUCUGUUCUCUCAGCAAAUAAUUAUUUGAACAGUUAUUGUCAUUAAUAAUGCACAAUGACUCAAUAAUGCUGAAUGAAAUGAUUGCAUUUUUAAUCUCCACAGAAAUUAUGAGAAACAACC
Molecule: messenger RNA, 1202 nt
Organism: Colossoma macropomum (tambaqui)
Lineage: Eukaryota; Metazoa; Chordata; Actinopteri; Characiformes; Serrasalmidae
Gene: duoxa
Product: dual oxidase 2
Exons: 7
Coding region: 91-1110 (339 amino acids)
Biological process (GO): protein transport
Cellular component (GO): endoplasmic reticulum membrane
Source: RefSeq, a predicted model, not a curated record